Lodderomyces pseudojiufengensis is the source of this 1884-nucleotide messenger RNA. RefSeq lists its product as uncharacterized. The record is from RefSeq and is a predicted model, not a curated record. The transcript has a single exon. Gene Ontology annotation, molecular function: monoatomic cation transmembrane transporter activity. Gene Ontology annotation, cellular component: membrane. The coding region runs from base 1 to 1884 and encodes 627 amino acids. Gene Ontology annotation, biological process: transmembrane transport; intracellular calcium ion homeostasis; monoatomic cation transport. NCBI's taxonomy places the organism in Eukaryota, Fungi, Ascomycota, Pichiomycetes, Serinales, Debaryomycetaceae.
AUGCUAAUAAAUAUAUCUAUAUUACUAUAUCUACUAAAUCUAUUCACAUUGAUUAUUGCAUCAGAUUCAAAUUCUGAUUUAAAUUCAAAUUCACAUGAAAUAUCCACAAUUGAUUUAAAAAAUACAAUAAAAAUAGAAAAUAAAUUACAAGAAUUUGAUCAAUGUUCAAUACCCUCCAAACUAAUAUCAACAUCAUCAAAUCAAAUAUGUAAAUAUAUUGAAAAAAAUUGUGAUUCAAAAUAUUUUAAAAUUUCAAAAUUAUAUUAUUGUAAAUAUAAUCAUAAUUUAAAUUCAUUAAUAAUAAUAUCUGGAAUUAUAUUAUUAUCAUUAUGUUUAAUAUUAUUAUCAUUAAGUAUAUUAGUUUCAAAUUAUUUAUUUAAAAAUUUAAAUGAAUUAACUUUAAUAUUUGGUUUAAAUAAUCAAAUUUUAAGUUUUAUAUUAAUUCCUUUAACUAAUUCAUUUCCUGAUUUAAUUAAUUAUUAUAUUGUUUUAGAACUGGGUAAUUCAAAUUUAAUUAUUGGUCAAUUAAUGGGUAGUAUAUUAAUUAUGUUUACUAUAAUUAUUGGUUUUAUUUCAAUAAUGAAUAAAUCUUAUGUUGUUGAACAACCUAAAUUAUUAAUUAUUGAUUUAUCUUGGAUAUUAAUUGUUUUAAUAUUAUUUUCAUAUAUUUUAUCAGAUGGUAAAAUUACAAAAAUUGAAUGUUUAAUUAUGUCAAUUGUUUAUAUAAGUUAUAUUAUUUUUUUGAGUGUUUUUGAUAAAGAAAAAAUUAAAGAAUUUGAUGAAGAAUUGUUAAUUUCAUGUGAUGAUCAUCAACAUAUAAUUGAACAACCUUAUAAUAUUGAAGAUGCUUUAGAUAUAAUUUCAAAUGAUGAAAGACAAUAUGGUUCAAUUCAAACUAUUUCAAGAUCACCAUCUCCAAGAUCUUGUUCUCCAAUUAAUUCAAGAUCUCCAUCUCCUAUAGCAUCACCCAUUAUAUCACCAAGACCAAUAAUUGAAUCUUUAAAAUCACAAGAAAUAAUAGAACGUCAAAAUGAAUUUUUAUCUGUAAAUUAUAUUCCAAGAGAUAAAUCACCUUCAACAACUCCAUUUAUAUUAUCAAGAUCAUGUUCAUAUCAUCAUCAACAAAAACCUAAACUUUUAACAUUAAUUUUUCAAUAUAUAUGUAAUUGUAUUGAUUUUAUAUUAAUUUUUUUAAUACCAUUUCAUAGAUGUAUUGAAAAUGAAGAUUCAAAAUGGAAAUCAUAUAUACGACAUAAUAAAUUAAUGACCAUAUGGUAUUUUUUUGAAAUUCCCUUGUUAAUAAAUUAUCAAUUUUUUCAAAUUGAAUUAAAUUAUUUAAUUGUAGGUUUAAUUAUAACAUUUCCUAUAGUUUUCACUUUCAAUUUGAUAAAACAUAAUAUUAAAAUUAUUAUAAUUUCAAUAUUAGGUAUAAUAACAAGUCUUAUAGUUGUUUCAAAUAUUUCAAUUCUUAUAUUACAAAUUUUAAAAAAUUUAGGAUUAAUUUGGAAAAUUUCAGAUUAUAUCUUGGGUUUAUUAGUUUUUUCAAUAAGUAAUUCAAUAAAUGAUGUUAUUACAAAUAUAACAUUAGCAACAAAAAUUAAUCCAAUACUAGGUAUAAAUUCUUGUUUAGGUACUCCUUUAUUAAUUAUAUUAUUAGGUAUUGGAUUUAAUGGUUUUUUAGUUAUUCAACAAAGUAGUAGUCAUAAAUCAAUUAAAUUCGAUUUAAAACCAAGUGUUAUAUUAAGUACAACUUCAUUAAUUGUUACUAUUGUUUUUAUUUUAAUUUAUUUACCUUCAAAUAAAUGGACUUUUGAUAGAAAAUUGGGGAUUGGAUUAGUUGGUUGGUAUUUUUUAAUUGCUUUUACUAAUUUAUAUUUAGAAUAA